UCAUUCCAAAUUUGCUACUGAAAAACUUGCGAGCAUGGUCAUAGGCAGAAUUUCACGUUAUAACACUGCAAUCCUUAAUGAGAGUCUUGGACUAACGGAUACAUACGCGAAUUCCGGUAUUCAUGUUUUCAGGCGAUAUGUUCUCAUCAAUAUCGAAACCGUUACAAAAGUGGGAGCCGAAAGACCCGUUAGAAAAUUCACCUUCCAAAGUAUCAAUGCAAACAACCAGUUUCCUAAAUUCCUACCGGGUGAUUAUUUGGAGUUGAUGUGUCACGUUGAAGGCCAAGUGGUGGUGAGACCUUAUACACCAAUUCAAGGAUCUUCGUUGAAGUCUUUCUCAAUUCUUAUCAAGAUUUAUGAAGAUGGCCUUCUAUCUCAAUAUUUGGACCGACAACUAAAAGGCUUCGAGAUCAAAGUUCGUGGACCUUUUGAUAUUGGCGAAC
Molecule: messenger RNA, 443 nt
Organism: Acaulospora morrowiae
Lineage: Eukaryota; Fungi; Glomeromycota; Glomeromycetes; Diversisporales; Acaulosporaceae
Source: the annotation of a GenBank genome assembly